Molecule: messenger RNA, 1371 nt
Organism: Calypte anna (Anna's hummingbird)
Lineage: Eukaryota; Metazoa; Chordata; Aves; Apodiformes; Trochilidae
Gene: EIF3I
Product: eukaryotic translation initiation factor 3 subunit I
Exons: 11
Coding region: 79-1056 (325 amino acids)
Biological process (GO): cytoplasmic translational initiation
Cellular component (GO): eukaryotic translation initiation factor 3 complex, eIF3m; cytoplasm
Molecular function (GO): translation initiation factor activity; protein binding; RNA binding
Source: RefSeq, a predicted model, not a curated record
GACGGUGACGUCACUUCCGCUUCGAUCUCCCUUUCACCCGGAAGUGGUGGCGCUUCCCUCUGGCUGUGCGCGUCCGACAUGAAGCCGAUCCUGCUGCAGGGCCAUGAGCGCUCCAUCACUCAGAUCAAAUACAACCGGGAAGGAGACCUUCUCUUCACCGUGGCCAAGGAUCCCAUUGUCAACGUUUGGUAUUCAGUGAAUGGGGAGAGGCUCGGCACCUACAAUGGCCACACGGGAGCUGUCUGGUGUGUGGAUGCAGACUGGGACACUCGACACGUGCUCACGGGCUCUGCAGACAACAGCUGUCGGCUCUGGGACUGUGAGACAGGGAAGCAGUUGGCCCUGGUGAAGACCAGCUCAGCAGUGAGGACGUGUGGCUUUGACUUUGGAGGAAACAUCAUCAUGUUUUCCACUGACAAGCAGAUGGGUUAUCAGUGCUUUGUGAGCUUCUUCGACCUCCGGGACUCCAGCCAGAUCGAGAACAACGAGCCUUACAUGAAAAUCCCCUGCAGUGACUCUAAAAUCACCAGUGCUGUCUGGGGCCCUCUGGGAGAGUUCAUCAUUGCUGGGCACGAGAGUGGGGAGCUGAACCAGUUCAGUGCCAAGUCAGGGGAGCAGCUGUCAAACAUCAAGGAGCACACCAAGCAGAUCAAUGAUAUCCAGACCUCCAGGGACAUGACCAUGUUCAUCACUGCCUCCAAGGACAACACAGCCAAGCUGUUUGACUGCACAACACUGGAGCACCUGAAGACGUUCCGGACAGAGCGACCUGUGAACUCUGCUGCACUCUCCCCCAUUUUUGAUCAUGUGGUGCUUGGUGGUGGGCAAGAGGCCAUGGAUGUUACCACGACCUCCACCAGGAUUGGCAAAUUUGAAGCCAGGUUCUUCCACUUGGCUUUUGAAGAAGAGUUUGGCAGAGUGAAGGGUCACUUUGGUCCAAUAAACAGCGUUGCUUUUCACCCUGAUGGGAAGAGUUACAGCAGUGGGGGUGAGGAUGGUUACGUUCGCAUCCAUUACUUCGAUCCCCAGUACUUUGAGUUUGAAUUUGAAGCUUAAAGGAGAGGACUUACUUCUCCUCUUCCCUCUCCUCUCCCCAUCCUGACUGCAGCCCUUCUAAGGUCUGAAGUUGGUCAGCUCUGCAGGAGGCAUCAGGAAGCAGUGAGCAGCAAACUUCAGUGCUGGGGGAAGGGAGAAAGUCAGGAGGGCAGUAAGGGCUGCUACAGGAGGUGGGGAAGGCAAGGACAGGGAAAGCUGCCUGCCUGCCCCUGGGGGUCUUUCCUGCUCUGGUGAGCCUGUUUAUACAUCAGGGGAGAAAAGAAAUUAAAAGGAAAUAAAUAUAAAUCUUUUAUAAACACAAAGAAAAACGCCUCU